AUGUUUUUGAAGGUGUUUGUGGUGUGUGGAAUCCAACUUGGAAGUAUAUUUAAAAUAAUGUUCAGACUUAAGUCUGGGUUAAUAUUUUUAUUAACCAUAUUAGAUUCUAUUAAUAUUUCCGAAUCAACGUCACCCAGAUGUAACAGAGUACAUAAGCUACCGCCACUGGCAAUCCUACACAACACAGGCAUCCUUCCUGUAUCAAACAAGUCUAAUAUCGUACCAACACAUAGUAAGGCAGAGUUAACACCUGAAAAUAAACAAAAAAAUACUAUAAAUAAAGAAAAUAAUUUAAAAAAUGGAAAAAAUUUUAAUUUAGAAUUUAAACUAGGUAGACUAUUACAACUUGGUAAAAGAUUCCCAAAUGGUACAUAUGGCACUGUUUUAUCUAAUGUUUCGGAUAAGUUUGAAAGUGUCAGAGGGAGAGCAUCGCUGGACCUACAGUUCCAAAACGUUAACUUGUACUACGCUGUAGACUACUCAAACUCACCACUGUUAUCAUUCUACCCAAAUGAUACAAAUAAAUCCAGUAGGCCCAAGUUCACCUCAAAUGUUAUGUAUGUGGUGAAGAAACCAAACUAUUUUACACUUGUAGAAGACUUCCUUUCACUGUUCACGGAAGAAAAGGGUAAAGGAGAAUGGACUUAUAAUGUGGAUGAUCUAAACUCAAACCUGCCAAACGCAGUUGAGGUUUUCAUGGAUCCGAACGCCUGCUCUAACUACGUGCUGGAGCUGAAUAAGCAACAAAAGGAGGCAAAACUCGCCAAAAUGAAGCUAAACAAGGUUUUAAAACCAUUUGAAUCGAGACUCAACUUUUAUCGCGAUGAUAAAACUGUUCAUAUUCUUAUUCCACCCUCGGAAUCACUAGUCUACGCAACAAACCAUGCCAGUAACCCCUUUAAGGGCACGCCUGUAUUCACAACCAACCCUCCAAUUUAUGUCACAAAACAAUCGGAUAAAGAAGCCCAAAAUAAUGAGAGUAAUAGACUGGACAAGUUUAACAAAGGCGAUAGCCUUUUGGUAUUUUUCACACCAAGUGAAGCCAAGGAGUUUUACAAAAAUGUAAGAUGGAGUAAAGGGUACAGUUAUAAGGAUGAGGUUACAGGUAAAACGUACAGGUUCUGGUCAGACUCACCACCCUUCAGACCUGAGCUAAAAGUCACAAGCCUAGAGAAGAUAUACAAAAAGGUUCAUAGUUCAGAACCUUUUUGGGGUUACGUUAUUGAGUUCGUUCCACCGACUUUUAAACUAGAGAAAAGAACGGAACUCAUGCUCAAGGAAUCUAGCAAAUGGUUCCUAGUACCCUGGUACAAAUUUCAAAAGCUACUAAAUAAAUUUUUUAAAACUAGCGAACCUCCAACUAAUGAACAAUGUUAA
Theileria annulata is the source of this 1377-nucleotide messenger RNA. RefSeq lists its product as uncharacterized. The transcript has a single exon. NCBI's taxonomy places the organism in Eukaryota, Apicomplexa, Aconoidasida, Piroplasmida, Theileriidae. The record is from RefSeq and is a predicted model, not a curated record. Bases 1 to 1377 code for a protein of 458 amino acids.